Brassicogethes aeneus is the source of this 678-nucleotide messenger RNA. NCBI's taxonomy places the organism in Eukaryota, Metazoa, Arthropoda, Insecta, Coleoptera, Nitidulidae. The record is from the annotation of a GenBank genome assembly.
UUCUAUAGCACUCUAGUUCAGGACCGCUUCAUGAGCCACUUGUGUCAAUGUCCGAAUUUGACGAUGAAUAAAAAUGGAAGACAUGCGCGCGUAUGCGAACGGUGCGACUUUAUGACAAACGAUCUAAAGAUACUACAAACGCACAUUAAAAUACACAGGGAAAAUUGGCUAUGCCCAUAUUGCUUCUAUCAAACUGGAUCAAACUUCGACCUACAAAACCACGUCUACUACAAGCACAGGGAACAAAACAACAGCGAACGGAAGAUCAAGAUAACCUUGAGAAAGUAUACAUGCCCCUCUUGCUCUUACAGCACCCUAAACAGUAAAUGGUUUCCGCAUCAUUUAAUCUUGUGUCGUUCAAAAGAGCGCGUCGAUGCAAUCAGGAAGGCGACUGCUUGCGACAAGUGCGAAUUCAAAUCAGGGAACGCACAAAUGUUGAAGCUGCACAAGAGAAAGCAUUGGAAGAAACUCAGCUGCCCUUUCUGCACAUACGAACCAAGGUUAAAUAUCGACCUGCAGAAUCACGUUUACAAUCACCACAGAGUUCAAAAUAGGCGGGAGAAGAAGGUCAGGAUCACCGAGCCUAUUCACAAGUGCAAGCGGUGCUCAUAUAGCACGCUGGACAGAAAUGUUUUUGCAAUUCAUAUUGCUGAUUGUCGAAGUAACAAAAACGAUUAA